AGUGAUCAAGACCUCAGCCUCUGACUCAACAAUCUUAGCAGAAAAUAUGCCGAUUGGAUUGGGCAUCAAUGGCUUUGGCCGCAUCGGCCGUCUGGUUUUCCGCGCAGCGGUGGCCAACCCAGAUGCAGAGGUGCAGGCCAUCAACGAUCCUUUCAUGGAUGUGAAGUACAUGGUCUACCAGCUCAAAUAUGAUUCCGUCCACAAGAUGUUCGCAGGCACCAUUGCAUGCAAGGAGGAGGGCGGCAAGGAGUUCUUGGUUGUGAAUGGCAAGGAAAUUGCUGUCUUCCAUGAGAAGGACCCAGCCAGUAUCAAGUGGGGAGAAUCUGGUGCUGAGUAUGUAUGCGAGUCGACAGGCAUCUUCACCACCAAGGAGAAGGCUGAGCUGCACCUGGGCGGUGGCGCCAAGAAGGUCAUCAUCUCUGCGCCGCCCAAGGAUGACGUCCCGAUGUAUGUUGUGGGCGUCAACCACACUGACUACAAGAGCACGGACACCGUGGUUUCCAACGCAUCGUGUACCACGAACUGCUUGGCCCCACUGACCAAGGUGGUUCACGAGAAGUUCGGCAUUAUUGAGGGCUUGAUGACCACCGUGCACGCAAUGACCGCCACACAGCUCACCGUGGAUGGCCCCUCCCGUGGUGGCAAGGACUGGCGUGGGGGCCGCUGCGCAUCCCAAAACAUCAUCCCCUCCUCGACUGGCGCCGCAAAGGCCGUCGGCAAGGUGAUUCCGGCAGUGAAGGGCAAGUUGACUGGAAUGGCCUUCCGCGUGCCCACCCCGGAUGUCUCUGUGGUGGAUCUCACCUGCCGUUUGGAGAAGCCGGCCAAGUACGAGGAUAUUGUGGCGGCGAUCAAGGAAGCUGCUGCGGGCCCCAUGAAAGGCGUGCUGGACUGGACCGAUGAGGAGGUAGUCUCCACCGAUUUCGUCACUUGCAAGUCCUCCUCCGUCUUUGAUGUGGGAGCAGGCAUUUCACUGAACGACAACUUCGUGAAGCUGGUCAGCUGGUAUGACAACGAGUGGGGAUACUCCAACAGACUAGUGGAGCUGGCUGUUCACAUGAAGAAGGUUGAUGGCUGAAGGUGACAGCGGAACUGGUUCAUGGAGGACGCGCUUGAUUGUCAGAGUUUGACUAGCUGAUCACAAAGUGAG
Molecule: messenger RNA, 1147 nt
Organism: Effrenium voratum
Lineage: Eukaryota; Dinophyceae; Suessiales; Symbiodiniaceae
Source: the annotation of a GenBank genome assembly